AUGUUGGUUCGUGUAAUUUUGUUAUCUCUGCUUGUAUUAUUCUACAAUCAGGCCUAUGCCUUUUUCGAUUACGGAGAAGUGGACAACCAAGUCUCUGGUGGGAAUAUUUUGCAUUUAUAGUAAUUACAUGAUCAAUCUCGAGUAGUUAGUUAUAGUUAUGAACAUAAGUCAUGGUUCUGUCUCAUUUAACGAUUUUAUAUUGUGUCCUAGAAAUCGUGCCAAAAGAAGUCAAAACUUUUUACGAUGGGCUGACGACUGAAGAUCGGGCAGUUCUCAAGAAAGUACUCAGCAAAGGCAGCACUUACAACAAUGUCAGUGAAGUCCUAAACGACCUCAAAAAUGGUUCUUCUUCGCUUUAUGACAAGGCUGUCGCUCUGGUCACCGACUUUAGAAGUACCAUGUCCAAAUUGGGAUCGAAUUCCACUAAAUUCAUUGAUGAGGUGAGAUAAUAAUUUAGAUAAUAUUAUUAUUAGACUGUCCUCCAAAUCCAAAGAGCCUUGGGAGAGACUUUUUCCAUCCAGAAAGUCAAAGCCGAAGCCAACGUGGCUGUUGCUCGUUACCAAGCUCUUGAUGACGCCACCAAAAACGAACUCAAGGAGGCCUUCCCUGUUGUCGCUACUAUCAUAAACAGUAAGUCUACAGACUCUUUAAUGCCUCCUCUCUCAAGACCCCAUAUUUCAGACAUUGGCGGCCGGAUUGUUGGGAAUCACAGCCAACUGA
Molecule: messenger RNA, 720 nt
Organism: Bursaphelenchus xylophilus (pine wood nematode)
Lineage: Eukaryota; Metazoa; Nematoda; Chromadorea; Rhabditida; Aphelenchoididae
Source: the annotation of a GenBank genome assembly